AUGAAGGCAUUCAGAAUGAAGCUAAAAUUGUUUUCUCGCCAGCUAAGUCAGAAUAUCACAACACACUUUCCAACACUUGAAACUAUAGCACCCCAGAUGAUGACAACUGAGAAGUACACCAAUAUGAUAUCUGCACUAGACAACGAAUUUAGUCGUCGUUUUGCAGACUUUCAGAAACUCUCUGCUGAGUUUGAUAUCUUGUCUUCACCCUUUACAACUGACUUUGAAAAAGUGCCAGAUGCUCUACAGCUGGAGUUGAUUGAUCUGCAGUGUGACGCCACUCUGAAAGAGAAAUUCCAAUCUAAAAGUAUUGACCAAUUUUAUGCGUCACUACGUAAAUCCAAGUUUGCCAACUUGAGAAAGAUGGCCAUGAAAUACUUGUUCUGUUCGGGUCUACAUACAUUUGCGAGCAAACAUUUUCGACAAAGAACAUUAACAAAACAAGCUGCAUUCCAAUUUAACUGA
Molecule: messenger RNA, 465 nt
Organism: Ciona intestinalis (vase tunicate)
Lineage: Eukaryota; Metazoa; Chordata; Ascidiacea; Phlebobranchia; Cionidae
Product: general transcription factor II-I repeat domain-containing protein 2B-like
Molecular function (GO): protein dimerization activity
Source: RefSeq, a predicted model, not a curated record